AUGGAUACUCUUCUUACUGCCGAUGUCAUGGCUAGUUCACCAAACUGGAAGCGCAGAUCAAGCACCUUCGUUGACGCUAUCCAUGACUUGCCCGAGAAGGAAAGCAUGGCUCCUGCUCAGCUAUACAGCACCGAGUCUGGCCGUCUGUUCCACUCCGGUAGGAUAGUCAUCGCUACCGUUGGCCUGCCUGCUCGUGGCAAGACUCACACCUCAGUUGCUCUGGCUAGAUAUCUACGAUGGCUUGGUGUUAAGACCCGUAUAUUCCAUCUUGGUGAUUACAGGAGAGCGACCAUGGGCGAUGGCAAAGAAGUCCCUGACGAUUACUUCUUUAUCAACGCUUCUCCUUCUUCGGUCCUACUCCGCCAGAAGAUUCUCCGAAAGUGUAGGGAGGACAUUUACGAUUUCCUCGAGCACGAGAACGGUCAAAUCGCCAUUUACGACGCAGUAAAUCCUUCUGCUGCAGGUCGCAUUUCCCUCGCCAAAGAGUUUUCCAAGCAUAACGUGCAGACACUCUUCAUCGAGUCGCACUGUACAGAUGAGAAGAUCAUCGAGGAGAACGUCCGCAGCGUCAAAAUCUCGUCUCCCGACUACCAAGGUUGGUCGGACAAAGAUGCUGUCAAAGACUACCUGGCCAGAAUCAACGCUCGUAUUCCUCACUUUGAGUCCAUGGAAGAAGCUGAGCUGCAUUACGUGAAAAUGAUCAACGCCGGAGAACGUGUGGUUGUCAAUAACUGUGCCUUCAAUUACCUUUCUCAGCGUAUCGUCUUCUACCUUCUGAAUCUCCACACCAAGCACCGCUCGGUUUACUUUGCCAGAGCCGGUACGACAAGAGAUGAAGACUCUUACAAAGCUGACGCUUCGCUUUCCGAGGAUGGUGUGACCUACUCGAAGAAGAUGAGCGAUGCCCUGAUUAGCCACAGAGAGGACGAGCGCAGGCAACUCAUCGACAGAGGUGGUCCUGAUAUCCCAUUGAAGCCCCUGACAAUCUGGACAUCUACUAGACGACGCACGGUCGAGACAUCCCACUACCUGGAGAGUCUGGGAUACUCUGUCAAGCAACGUCCUCAGAUGAGUCAACUCAAUCCUGGCGUAUGCGAGAAAAUGUCCGAAGACAAGAUUCGAGAACAGUACCCCGAAGAGGUGCGCAAGCAUGAGCUUGACCCGUACCACCAUCUUCGUUUGGAGCCUAUCAUUCUGGAGCUGGAGCGCGAGCAAAACGAUCUUCUGAUUGUGGCCCAUGAGAGUGUACUGAGAGUGCUUUAUGGUUACUUGAUGGCUUGUGGUGCACGCGACAUCCCGAAGUUGCAGUUCCCUCGUGAUGAGAUUAUUGAGAUCGUCCCUGCAUCCUACAACAACGAAGCCAGACGUAUUCACGUCUCCGGUGUCCCAGCUCAGAUCGUACCCGACAGCCCUGAAGACUUGAAGCUUCCUGUGCCUCCAUCGGGUGCAAUCACUCCCUUCUCUGGUCUCGGUACACCUGAAGGCACAAGCACACCCGAGGUAAGGGAGGAGGAAGGAGCCAAGCCUUUGCCGAUGGUGAAUAUUCAUCCCAGCAGAUAA
This is a messenger RNA of Aureobasidium uvarum, 1560 nucleotides long. Lineage: Eukaryota; Fungi; Ascomycota; Dothideomycetes; Dothideales; Saccotheciaceae. The record is from the annotation of a GenBank genome assembly.